AUGUGGGCGGCCUGCUGGUGCUGGGUGGCCGUCCGCUGCGCGGCCAACAGCCAGCCAGCCAGUUACCUUUGCACUCAGGUGACACGGGACACGGAGCACGGAGGCGCGCAGCCAAGGGUAUCGGAUCACGCCAAGAGCGUUAUCCUCCACAUGCGAGAAGAGCUGGUCCAGCAGAAAGAGUCACUGCUGGACCAGCGGGAGAUCAUCCAGGAGCUGACUAGCAAGCUGGCUCUAUGCGAGGGCUCGGGGCACCUGGAGCACGGCCACGACCUCGGCUCUGACCCCAGCAUGGAUCGGGUUCACCGCCGCUCCGGCUACCGCAAGGAUCAUCGACAGGGAUUCGGCAAAAUCCGGAACACCAUGGGAGACCCGCCAACCACUUCCGACUCGCACGUCGGCCAGGUAAAAGGGAAGGGCCCAGACCCUGAACAAGCCAAGGCUCUGCUCAGCCUCCUACAUCCGCAGUGGAAGUCGCAGCGCAGGGUGGCCGGGAGCUGGAGGGCCCGAGCGGCCAAUCGCACCGAGGAGACGCUCCGCGCGGGUCACCUCAAGCUGGACGACGUCCUCAGCGAGAUGAGCCCGAAGCAGCAGCCCAGAUUCACAGCAGCAGAGGAAGACACGGCGGAGAGCCACGACGAAUUCCAAGUGUCCUUCCCGCUGAGGACCAAUUACAUGUUCGCCAGGAUGACCCAGACCCUGUCGCAGGAAAUCUUCACCUUCACCAUUUGCCUGCGCUUGAAGACCUCGGAAGCCCCCGGGAUUGGGACACCCUUCUCCUACGCCGUGCCCGGACAGCCCAACGAACUGGUUUUGGCCGAGUGGGGAACGAACCCUCUGGAACUCAUCAUUAACGACAAGGUCGCCACGCUGCCUCUGGUGCUCAACGAUGGGGAAUGGCACCACGUCUGCGUCACGUGGGCAACGCGCGACGGCGUCUGGGAGGUCUACCAGGACGGAGUGAGUCGGGGCUGCGGAAGGAGUCUGGCUCCCUGGCAUCCGAUCGGGCUGGGCGGCAUCUUCAUCCUGGGCCAGGAGCAGGACUCCGUGGGCGGGCUGUUCGACGCCACGCAAGCCUUCGUGGGCAACCUGUCGGACUUCAACAUGUGGGACCGAGUGCUGGAGCCCGCGGAAGUGCGCCAGCUGACGGCCUGCGAGGUCCGGGCAGUCGGCAACCUGGUGACGUGGACGGCGGACGGCGUGGAGUUGCGGGGCGGGGCCGUCGGUUUGCCGUCGCACCCCUGCCAGGGGUCCUGAGCCAGGGAGCUGGAUGGAGGAAGCAGGAGGAUCAGGGUGGGGGUUGGCUGCUGGUGGCUCGUACCCAGCCCCGGGGCGUGACUGUCAUGCCGAAUGGGGCAAUCGGGAGAUGAGCGUGUUGCUGUCAACGGCCAAUCCCCUUCGCGAUCUAUACAAACCUCUGCCUAUAUCUGUAACCCCCCUCGCUCUGUAACCACACCGAUAUCUCUAAACCCCUUUCCGUCUCUGUUAACCCUGCGGCCUCUGAACUCCUCGUCCAAACCUCUCCGCAUCUCUGAACCUUCCCUCACUCUUUCCCUGGCCCUGCUUCUGUCCGUAAACCUCCCUAUCUCUAUAAACUCAGCCUUCUCACUAUAACACUUUCUAACCCCUCCCUUCCUCUCUCUCUCUCUCUCUCUCUGUCUCUCUCUGUAACUCCUUCAUGUCCGUAAUCUGGUACUAUUUUGCCUCUAGCGCCUACGUUCGCCGUCCAAAUCUCGCCAAGCCGUUGAUCCUUCCCAAUAGCUAUAAUAAUUCCCUUCCUAUAUCAGUAAACCCCUCCCUAUCUUGUAAACCCCUUCCUUGUCUCUGUUGUCCUUACAGUCCCUGCACUCCUCGUCCAAACCUCUCCACGCCCUGGACCCUGCUCUGUCUCUACAACCCUCUCCCUCUCUCUAUUCCCUCUCUGUCACCCCCUCCAACAUCUACCCUCCCCGCCCAAACUCGCCCUUUCCCUAUCUCUGUAACCCCAUGUAGCUUAGUAAUCCAGGUCUUCCUAUUCAAAUCCCCCUGUAGCCUUCCCUAUCUCCUCAUCUCUGUAACAUCCAUCUCUGAAAACUUGCGUUUUCUUUCCUUAUAUUUAAACCCAUCUACAGCCCUCAACCCCUCCCUAUCUCUGUAAGAGAUCUCCGUGAUCUUCAGUUAAAUGCCCUCCAGAGCGCUCCAGUCCUUCUCCUCCCGGCCCCCUUCUCUACUGGAGUCAAAAUUAAAACUG
Messenger RNA from Mobula hypostoma (lesser devil ray), 2227 nucleotides. RefSeq names its product neuronal pentraxin-1-like. The record is from RefSeq and is a predicted model, not a curated record. Bases 1 to 1254 code for a protein of 417 amino acids. The transcript is spliced from 5 exons. Lineage: Eukaryota; Metazoa; Chordata; Chondrichthyes; Myliobatiformes; Myliobatidae.